Messenger RNA from Microplitis demolitor, 1598 nucleotides. RefSeq names its product coiled-coil domain-containing protein 149. The transcript is spliced from 7 exons. Lineage: Eukaryota; Metazoa; Arthropoda; Insecta; Hymenoptera; Braconidae. The record is from RefSeq and is a predicted model, not a curated record. Bases 161 to 1435 code for a protein of 424 amino acids.
CUUCACCAAAUUGCAUAAAUAAGACAUAACCAAUAAACGAUGACAAAUGACAGCUGAGUUAUUAAUUCUUACUAAGUGUAUGUACUUAUAUAUUUAUUAAAUAAUAGUCAUUAUUUAUUAAAAAUAAAUGAAAAAGAAACAUUAAUUAAAUAUUAUAAUAAUGGCCAAUUCAAUUGAUAGCUCACAGUUGUGUAAAAAUUAUGAAUUUAAUUAUGACGAAGUUACGAUGUUGAGAAAAAAAUUACAAUUAAAAUCUGAGGCACUUAUGCUAUUAAGUCAAGAGUUAGAUCAAUGUAGGAUACAACGUGAUCAAUUUAAAUUGAUGGCUGAGCAGAUCCAAGAACGUUUCUGGCAUUUUAGAAAACAAGCUAGUGUUACCAGGGAUCUUCAAAAAUAUGACAUGGACGAGGAUUUUCGUACGAUGGAUCUUUUGGCAGAAAUACGGGAACAAAAUAAAUGUUUAAGAUUACAAGUAGAAACUUUACGACAAAAAUUAAGAGACGCUCAAGGAGAUAUUAAAGUUUUAAGGACAAGUAGUAAUCAUUCACAUUCAGAGCCAAGUAGUUCACAAUUAGCUCCUGCUGUUCAUGAAAAAGAAGAGAUGAUUGAGCAGCUUGAAAAAUUAAAUGUUAAAUGUACACAAUUGAAAAAUGAUUUUAAAAAUUUGCUUGACGAAAAACAUGAAUUGGAGACAGAACGAGAUGCAUUUAAAUGUAAAUCACAUAGAUUGAAUUAUGAAUUGUCUAAAGCUUUAAAAGCUUCACAGCCUUUAGACGUAGAUAGUUUAAUUAAUGAAAAUAGAUAUUUACAAGAAAGAUUGCAACAAUUGUUAGCAGAAAAAGACCUUACCCGUCAAUCUCUUUUAAAGUACAAGGGAAUGCUUGAUAAUAAAAGAGUAAAAGGUGCUUUAAAAUUAGGUGGUAAUGGGACUAUCGGUACAAUUAUGACCCAUAAACAAGUUGAACAAUUAUUGCAACAAGGUAUUAAUAUACCACCGCAAAAAUCCGCUGCUGCCUUAUCAGAUUUACGUAGCUUGUGUUCAGCACUAUUGGAAGCUUUGAAUGAUAAAACACUGGCACUCGUUCAUCAAAAAAAAGCUAACAAAAUUUUAGCAGCAAGAAUAUGUGAACUAGAUAGUGCUUAUCCAUCACCUACAUCAAAACUAUUAGAAGGAUAUGUAAGUGCAAAUGUUGAUAAUCUUGAAGAGAUAGAAGAGAUUUCAGAUUAUAAUGAUAAAGAUUUAUUAAAUAAUAUUGAUAAAGAAGAUAAUAGUUGGCAAAUAAAUAGUGAUGUAUCUUGUGAUGAAUCAUCAUCAUCUCAUGCAGGUGAUACUACCUCAACACCAACGUUGCCUCUUGAUUUACCAAAAAAUUUAGGAGCGUUGGUACAAAAAGCAUUACUCGAUUUAAGAGAAAAUCCUAACGAUAAAUCAUGAAGUUUAUAAAACAUAUAGUUGUUGUUACUAUUUGAAUGUUUGUUCAAGAACAAAAGUUAUAUAUACUCGAAAAUCAUUGCCAAUACCAAAGCUAUUCUAAUCAAGUUAUUUUUAAAAAUUGAUCAAUGUAUAAAAUUUAAAUAUAUUGUAAAUAAUACGUUAA